ACCUUCACGAACGCACGCUGCCAGACGGUCUCGUAAACAGAAGUAAAAUUUUCCUCUAAAGUGUCUUUUCCAACUGCGAUUUUAUCCUUAUUUCUAAAUACAGAACGAUGAAAGUAACGGUGAAAAUAUUACAGGGGAGUGAGUGUAAUCUAGAGGUAUCUGGAACUACUAGAAUUCGUGAUCUAAAGGAUAAAGUUGAAAUAAUCCUUAAUGUAUCACCAAGCGCGCAGAGACUUGUAUUUAGAGGGAAAACACUGACAGAUGAGACCUCCCUAGAAGAAGCAGGCAUAACUGAUGGAGCGAAGAUUCAUCUCAUGGUCAAAAAGGGAGAGUUGUCAUCUCCGUCCCUAGGUGCAAGCUCUUCGAAUAGUGUAUCAUCCACUCCCACUGUUGAUUUCUUCGCACAGUUAGACACCUUUCUUCGGAAACAUUUAACUCAAGAACAGACCACGCAGGUUGUCAACGAGUUCAGAAAGAAUUGCCAAUUAAUGGUGGACAGUAUGAACUUCGACGACAUUGAAAGAUUCGCAGCAAGUAACUUCACAGAAUUUUAAUUAGGAACAUUUUUUAUAGUUCAUUUUUUUGUGAAGGGAGUGCUGAUUUCAUAUCAAUGAACACAGUGUGAUCAGUGUAUCAUAUUGAAAAGCCGUUUUUGUAACAGUAUGAUAUAUGUUACUGAGAAGUUCUAGUGUAUCUCUGAAUCACAAUGUAUGUAAUGCUGGUUUAUUUUCUGGAAAAAAGGAGAAAAGACCAUGAAUAUUUUUUCAUUAUUGUAAUCAGUUGUAUUCAUUUGUGUCAUUUGAAGUGAUUUCAUUUUCUCCAAGUGUUAUUGUGUGAAUGUUUGUGCAGUCGUGUAGAACCAUGUACCAAACUUGCCUCUUCCUAAGUGUAUUAGGGCCAUUGAUAGUAUAUGUAAGUAAAAUGCAGUAAAAGCUUUGUUUUCAGAUAAUAUUAAUAAAGUGCAAAUUUUGUAUGAUAUUUAGGAGGAAUGUUUUUAAAGAUAAUGCUUAGCUUUAAAAGAGUAAACCAAUCUGUGGUGGCUGACACUAUGAUUGUUCAAGCAGGGUAAGAGAUAUAAUUGAAUGUUUAUUGGUUAAAAAGCAAAAUAUAUGUGCUAGACAUCAAAGAAAUAAUUGAAGCAUUGUUGCGAAUUGUGAUUACAUGUAGAAUUAUACAUUGGAAGAAGGAUAUUUUUUUUCCAGAAUAUCUUUUAUGGUCUAAUUAUGUAACUGCCACAAUGCAUAGAUGAAAGUAGCAAGUUUGAGA
This is a messenger RNA of Penaeus indicus, 1266 nucleotides long. RefSeq names its product ubiquitin-like protein 4A. NCBI's taxonomy places the organism in Eukaryota, Metazoa, Arthropoda, Malacostraca, Decapoda, Penaeidae. Gene Ontology annotation, biological process: post-translational protein targeting to endoplasmic reticulum membrane; tail-anchored membrane protein insertion into ER membrane. The record is from RefSeq and is a predicted model, not a curated record. The transcript has 4 exons. Bases 108 to 554 code for a protein of 148 amino acids. Gene Ontology annotation, molecular function: protein-folding chaperone binding. Gene Ontology annotation, cellular component: BAT3 complex.